Molecule: messenger RNA, 4422 nt
Organism: Gasterosteus aculeatus aculeatus (three-spined stickleback)
Lineage: Eukaryota; Metazoa; Chordata; Actinopteri; Perciformes; Gasterosteidae
Product: glycine receptor subunit alphaZ1
Biological process (GO): monoatomic ion transmembrane transport
Cellular component (GO): plasma membrane
Molecular function (GO): transmitter-gated monoatomic ion channel activity; transmembrane signaling receptor activity; glycine binding
Source: RefSeq, a predicted model, not a curated record
CCACGCGCGCGCUGAACGAGCGCGCGGCACGAGCUCACAGAUGGAGUCCGAACAGCUGUCCUCCGCUUCUCGCUGCUCUGUCCGUCUCGACGCCCCCUGUUGUUUGUCGCCGUACUUUUGGGGGAUGAGUUCUUUGGGGUCCCGGUCGCCGCGGCAUGUUUGAGGCGCGCAGAGCUUGACGAGGUCCCGGAGCCCCCCCCCCCGGAGAGAGAUGGGCAGCAAGGGGGCGUCCGCCACGCGCUCUCUCCUCGCCUGGACGCUCAUGCUGUUCUACGGGGUGGGACAGUGCAAGGAGGCGGACCAUGUUGGCAGGACGCGUCAAGCGCCGAUGUCUCCCUCGGACUUUCUGGACAAACUGAUGGGCAGGACGUCGGGAUACGACGCCAGGAUCAGACCGAACUUCAAAGGUCCUCCAGUCAAUGUUUCCUGUAACAUUUUCAUCAACAGCUUUGGGUCCAUUGCUGAAACCACCAUGGACUACCGCGUGAACAUCUUCCUCCGGCAGCAGUGGAACGACCCCCGACUCGCCUACGCUGAAUACCCAGAUGAUUCUCUGGACCUGGACCCCUCUAUGUUGGACUCCAUCUGGAAGCCAGACCUCUUCUUUGCCAACGAGAAAGGGGCCCACUUCCACGAAGUCACUACCGAUAACAAGCUGCUCAGGAUAUUUAAGAAUGGGAAUGUUUUGUACUCGAUAAGAUUAACAUUAACGCUCUCAUGUCCCAUGGAUCUUAAGAACUUCCCCAUGGAUGUUCAGACAUGUAUCAUGCAGUUGGAGAGCUUUGGCUACACCAUGAAUGACCUGAUCUUCGAGUGGCAGGAGAAUGGAUCCGUCCAAGUGGCCGAAGGCCUCACGUUGCCACAGUUUCUCCUCAAAGACGAGUCAGAUCUCAGAUACUGCACCAAGCACUACAACACAGGUAAAUUUACUUGUAUCGAAGUGCGGUUCCACCUGGAGCGUCAAAUGGGCUACUACCUGAUCCAGAUGUACAUCCCCUCUCUGCUCAUCGUCAUUCUCUCCUGGGUCUCCUUCUGGAUCAACAUGGACGCGGCUCCAGCCAGAGUGGCCCUGGGCAUCACCACUGUGCUCACAAUGACCACACAGAGUUCAGGCUCCCGCACUUCACUGCCUAAGGUCUCCUACGUCAAGGCCAUAGACAUCUGGAUGGCGGUGUGUCUUCUUUUCGUCUUCUCUGCGCUCUUGGAGUACGCCGCCGUCAACUUUGUGUCGAGGCAACACAAAGACCUGCUGCGCUUCAGACGGCCUCCCAAGAGCAAGAGCAAGAUCAGUGGAGGCGCUGUUGACCCAGAGGAGCUAGCUUAUUCCCUCCGUCGCGUCAGUGUUCACAACGGCCUCCAACCAGCAGGCCCUCUUUAUGGAUCUAUGACCAACGUCUUCACCAGCAGGGAAGGGGAAGUAGACGACAACCGGCGGACCUCCACCGCUGCUGUGACCUCCACUCCGAGGAGCAGCAAGGAGGCGAAGGGCCUCGCCAACAGUACCGUAACCGGACCCAACGCGCCGGGGGCCGCCGCAAACCCCGGCCAGAAGGCCGCAGGGGGAGGAGCUAAAAGCGUCGAAGAGAUGAGGAAGCUGUUCAUCGACAGGGCCAAAAAGAUCGACACGGUGUCGAGGGCCGGCUUCCCUCUGGCCUUUCUGUUCUUCAAUAUAUUCUACUGGGUUCUUUAUAAGAUACUGCGGCGGGAAGAUGUCCACAUGCGGUAGAGAAAGAGGGAAGACGUUAUUUAUACAUCUCCGUGCCACUAUUCAUACCAGGACACUUUCAUUUCCCUUCCCCCGCAUCCCGGGCCAGGAUUCUGUAGACAUAAAGCUCGUCAGCUCAUCCGCUCUCACCAAUAAUGAAGGAAACACAGGAAACGUAAAGCCAAUUUCGGAGUGCAGCCUGUGCAGCGGUGGAAUGACGAGACUAUUCAUAAAGAUGCUGACCGAUUGGCUCAAAAUAUGUUUAAAUACCGUCAUCAGUGGGAUGAGGAAAGCUACAAAUGAGAAGUCGUGGAAUUCAUUUGAAACACUUAAUAAUAAGUGCGCGUCAAUAUUUAAUUUAAAAUGAAUAAAACAUUGUUCACUAUAUUAAUACACAACAAAAUCUACAUGUUUUAUUUAUUAUUUCAUUUUCCUAUUUUAUAUACAACAAUUCCCUAUUUCAACUACGGAGCAAUUAUUUUGGAGUUGUCAAUAGUUAAUUAGGUUAUUAAUUAAGUGUAAAGUAAAUUAUUCAAAAAUGAUUUAUAUGUACAUUAAUGCAUGUAUUUUUACAUAUAAUGAUUUGAUUUGUAUAUGUUUGAUAACACACAUCUAAUUCCUGAUCAUUCAGGGAGUCACUGGUCAGUGGGUGUUUGGUGGAAAUCUGGACCCAGCUGAUAUAUAUAUAUAUAUAUAUAUAUAUAUAUAUAUAUAUAUAUAUAUAUAUAUAUAUAUAUGUAUAUAUAUAUUCUUUCACAGUCAAACGUGGCACUAAAACAAUCACCAACACCAACAGUUCAUUGUAGAGUGCUAAAAUAUACAUUUUAUAAAAUAAUGAUGCAAUCAAACCUCACAUUUAUUCAACCACGGAGUAGAUUUUAAAGGCCGCACAGUUCCUUGGUCAGGGAGCGCGAUGUGGGCUUGUGAGUCAGAAGAGUCCAAGAGAAACCCAGAGACGACAUGCUGACGGCUCACUGGUCACUCCUCUCUACCUGGUCACGGCAAAACCAGCUAGUCGACAUGAUGCCGUGACACGACAAUCCAACCCAAACCCAACGAGCCAGGAGAGGAACGAUGGGACAGCGAAGCCACCAACGCCGGCGCGUUGACCAUUCUGACCCCUCAUCGAGGACGUGUCAGAGGAAGAUUCCCCCGAGCUUUCACAGCAGGACUCUCUGGACUUUGUUUCAUCAGGACUUUGUUUCAUCAAUACAAACGCAAGGAUCACCUCACAUAUCUGCAGGCGUGUCGCACGCGGGUCACACUGGAUCCCCCAACUGCAUCAUAAUGUGACCACGGUGUGCGUUCAGAGACUCGUCCAUCUUCUCCUUUUGCCGCUCUGCCCUCGGUUUACACACCGACAGCUGAUGGGAUCAUUUCUUGGGCUGCUAGCUGCGCAGGACGUUCUGUGGACGCACAUAAUGGGAAGCGACUGUAAAUGAUUAAAUCUAAUUGAAUCUAAUUGACCUAUUUGAGGUAUUUUUGAAGUGAUACUUUCGCUCAGUGAAUUCCUUUGCACUAAAAUGCUUCAGAGUUGACGUCAAUGCAGAGAUUGGAACACGGAUUCUAAACAAAAGUGACUGACUUUGGUAUUGUAUUUUCAUGAAGCAUUUUUCUUCUGCAAAUAACACAUCUAAAAAAAAAAAAGGUUUGAAUCCUGAAGCUGAUGAAUUGCAUGAAGCCCUUUUCUGAAGCGCAAUAUUUGAUGUCACUGUUCUUUUUAAAUAGGAUUUAUUAACUAGUAUUAUUCAGGCACGAGUCACACUUCAGUAGUUCAAUGGUCUCCACGAGUAACUAAACUAAACUAACCGAAUACCAUUCAUGCACAAGUAGGCAGGCAAUAAGGAUAAUAACAUAAACAUUAUGUAAUAGGUGCUUGACAUUACACUUCUCUUUGCAAUUUCCAUAAAAAUACACAAAUAAUCUAUGUAACUUUUUGACAAUCAUUUUAGAGACACUAAAAAAUAAUAUAUAUAUAUAUAUAUUUUUUCCACUGAAGGUUUUCUCAGGGUUUAUAAUUACAGCAGAUUCACAUAACCUUGUAGCCAGUUAAGCAACUUUUAGUAAAACAGUGAAGUAAACAAGGCCUCAUCCAGCUGUUGAAAGGUUGAGACGGUGCAACGGGCGGCAGAUUAGUGGGAGCACUGAGUUCAUCGGGGUCAGCAGGGGCCAUUUCUUUUAACUAAAGAACUGUUUCUUUUUAAUAACAAUAAGUCUAAGCAUUGGGCCUCCCUGCAUCGGGGUACAACCUCCACACAAAGGACACAUCUGGAGGCUCGGAGCCACACAAGGGCAACACCCACACUAUGUGUUUUAAAACUACUACUCCGGAGUUGUAGAACCCAAAGAAGGAAGGCGUUUGAAAAUGCUACCGGGGCAAUGUUGGUUUAUCCAAGAGUAUUUAUAUAUUUAUAUCUAUAUAUAUAUAGAUAUUUAUAUACAUGUCUGACUGGUUAAGUGUUCAUCAGAAUAUGGCCUGAGCAAAUUCUUCCUGUGUCCGGUGGUUUAUUAAAUGUACAUUUUAUGUAUUAUUUGAUGAUUAGUAUUUUUUUGUUUAUGUCUCAAAUCAAUAAAUUUGUUUAAAUGAAUAUUUAUAGAACAUUGGGUAAAAUUUCUUUUUUAAGAGUUUUGAAUCUUGGGUUACAGGAAUCACGUAUUUGUAAACCUAAAGUCCCGAAAAUAAUUUCAAAUUAAACUUUGAAGUGGUCAUCACUCAC